AUGGAUCCCGCGCAAGCUUUGGCCUUGAAGGAGAGAGGAAAUCUCUGCUUCAAGAAAGGCAUGUUUCAGUCCGCGGUCGAGCUGUAUUCACAGGCCAUCAAAUGUGACUCAAGCUGCGCAGUGUACUACACGAAUCGCGCACUGUGCUACAAGAAACUCGGGAAAUGGACACUCGCUCUCGAAGACGCGAAAGAAGCUGCCAAGCUUCAGUACGACAACAUCAAGGCGCACUUCCUCAUGGGAGAAGCUCUCCUGCACCUAGGCUCGAUGGAGGAAGGUCUGCAGCAGCUGACAAAGGCACGAUCUCUCGCGACAGCGGCGACAACGAUCAGACAAGAGAUUGAGGACGCGAUUCACAAAGGAAACAAGAUGCUGUUUCUUCGCAAAAAAGAAGAGCGGUCGAAAGAGCGCGCCGAACUCGCUUCAUUCUUGCGGACUUCGCUGGAGACGUUGUACGCCAGCGGCGCGCUGACGUACUCCGAGCUCCAGCAAAGAGUGGAGCAGCUGGACCGCGUCGUCGAGGAGGCGGAGGCGUCGACACAACCGUUCGAAGUCCCGAGCUGCCUUUCGUGCAGUAUUUCCAUGGCGAUCAUGAACGAUCCAGUGAUCACCCCCAGCGGCAUUACCUACGAGAAGAGUCUUUUACGGGAACACCUAAGGCACAACGGCCAAUUCGAUCCGAUUACCAGGAAGCCUUGCCCGUCGGACUCGCUCGUCCCCAACUACGGUCUGAAGGAAGUGAUAAGCUGGUUCCUUAAGAAGUACCCCUGGGCGUAUGAUUCUUGA
Besnoitia besnoiti is the source of this 786-nucleotide messenger RNA. Its product is annotated as tetratricopeptide repeat (TPR)-/ U-box domain-containing protein. Gene Ontology annotation, biological process: cellular response to misfolded protein; positive regulation of proteolysis; proteasome-mediated ubiquitin-dependent protein catabolic process. The coding region runs from base 1 to 786 and encodes 261 amino acids. The record is from RefSeq and is a predicted model, not a curated record. The transcript has 7 exons. Gene Ontology annotation, molecular function: ubiquitin protein ligase activity; protein-folding chaperone binding. Gene Ontology annotation, cellular component: cytoplasm. Lineage: Eukaryota; Apicomplexa; Conoidasida; Eucoccidiorida; Sarcocystidae.